Molecule: messenger RNA, 2301 nt
Organism: Penicillium macrosclerotiorum
Lineage: Eukaryota; Fungi; Ascomycota; Eurotiomycetes; Eurotiales; Aspergillaceae
Product: putative respiratory complex assembly protein Rmp1
Exons: 1
Coding region: 1-2301 (766 amino acids)
Source: RefSeq, a predicted model, not a curated record
AUGCGAGGCAAUUUUACCAGUGUGCGAGCGCUCUGGAGCUCUUCUCUCCCUCUAAGAGUUAGAAUCCAUCCAUUGACUUCAUAUGCGCCAUGCUCUACCCUCCGCUUCCAACGGUUCAGCUCCCACGAUGGACCAGCGCCACACCUCCCAGAGCGGAGCCAGCACGCUCGUCGCCGCCGCUCAAGAAAAUCGCCCAAGAAUGAAAACGUGACACUGGCUGUCAAUUCUCUGGGAGAACCAGGCCGAAUUGUUGUGGUACCUACCAAACGAAGUCCUCGAUCGAAACGCCAAAGAAAAGAAGCAUCGGAUGCCGCAGUGGACGAUGCACGCCCGGUCACAUUUCAGUCAAUGCUGAACGAUCUUGGAGAGGAAAUGUCGCCUUUGACGCCGGAUGUGAUUCAGAAACGGAUUGAGAUACUUCGAGACUCGAAUCAGUCAAAUCACAAUAUGUCUGCCAGCGAUUGGGAGAAUUUGCGCACCACUCUAUCGUCCUCAUUUACCUACAGACAAUUAUCGGAUUAUAUUGAGGAGUUCGAAGCCAGGGAGCAUGGCUCAGAUGAGAGCCCAAAGUGGAGACCUGGGACCUCUCCUUUUUUGAAUGCCAACCCAACCCUGCGGACUGAAGUCACAGAACGGGUUGCUUCAGCACAGGCCUUGGAAGGAAAGUCUCUCCUAUCAGAGAGGAUCCUUCGAGACUGUUGGCACCUGUCGAUUGCGAAUGAAGUUGGCCAGUUGGAUCUUCGACUGGCACCUUCCUUCAUUACACUACUUCUCAAUUCCGAACAUUUCUCUUUCGACGAGGUCGCCUCCAUCUAUGGAUGUAGCAUCGACGUCACCCGUUCACUUGGCCUAGUGAGACUCACAGGAUGCCGUUCUGCAUGCGAACCAGUCCAUCAAAUUAUACUUGAUGCAGCAUCGAGAAUUCAUAAGCAAGAAGUUGGGAUUGACCCCCACUCAAAGUUGAGUCCAGGGCUUGCCCAGGUGUUUUCUCAGGCAUUCCUAGAAUGGGUUGGUCAUACAUAUGGGGUUGCCGUGACACAAGAAGCAUCCGAUAUCCCAGAUAAAAUUCUGUACCUUGCAGAGAAUAAAACGGGUGCUGCAAAUGCCCGUCGAAGUCUACAAUUAGCCCUCUACCAGAACAACCCGGCGCCUGUGCCCUUCUCUACAUAUUUUCCUGCCUCAGAACAGGCAAACCUAUACGACUAUAACCCAAAAAUGAAUACCACCUGGUUUAAUCGUCAAAAGCCUUGGUUGCGAUGGGCCAACCCCUCGCGAAUAAUGGGAAGCCUGCAGCAUGAGACUCCCUUCUUUGAUGAUCACCAAACACGACUGUCUGACCACCUUCUCAAAUUGCUUCGAGAUAUCCCUAAGGCAAAGUCCAACGCGACCGAUGGCUACGGUCUUCAAAUACACGAGUCUGUCACUGCAGCCGUCGGCAGAUGUCUUUUCUCCCGGAAAUCACCAUUCGAAGAUCCGGCCAUCAGUGCUUUGCAACUUGGAAGAUUGUCUUUGCCACGGAUUUUCACUACUGACAUCACAAAUACAGCCCCCUUCUUGGAAAAUAUACGACCGAUCAAGUCCGAAGAUGGGACACAGACCUACCGCCUGCGCUUGACUCCAGCUGCCGCGCACGUCGAUGUUGCACCGGAGCUUGAGAUUGAAGCCAUCUCAAGACCUGGACAACCUUUCGAGGUACAAAGUGUUAACGUAGUUUUCGACACCAAUUCCGUCGAUUAUCUUUUGCCAGAGAAUGGUCUCGAUUUGCGCUUUACUCGCACGCAACACUCCAUAGUCUCGCGGGAGAACCUUGAAUCAUCCGAUUACCAGGCUUUUGCUGAAAGCAUAAAAGACUCCUUGCGAACUUCAUUCGGUCCGCAGACGAUGCCUUCAGACUCUUCCUCAUUACCACCUUUCUGUCAAAUUAUCCUCCCCAGAGGCCUUCUCCGAUUCUCGGCACAUUCCACACGCGCUACCUCGUCGACGAUGGCAACCGAAGUUCCCGAAGGGCAGCUCUCCGUCGAGUACAUUUUGCCACCACUCAAAGACAUUCAGGGAGCUGCUAUUCAACAGUACAAUUUUGACGGCAGACCUUUGACUUUCCGUUACUAUGAAAGUGGGCCGUUUCUUGCUUCCCAUACCACCGAUGUGUCUUUAGAUAUCGAUAUCUCGAACGGCACGUCGGAGCUGAAGCAGGACCAGCCGGACAACUCCCUGGAACAAGAAUUCCAUUCGUUCUACAACACUGCUUGUCGCAUGGCCUUCGAACUCCACCGCGCAAGACAUGUGCAAGACGAGAACUGA